This is a messenger RNA of Medioppia subpectinata, 553 nucleotides long. The record is from the annotation of a GenBank genome assembly. Lineage: Eukaryota; Metazoa; Arthropoda; Arachnida; Sarcoptiformes; Oppiidae.
UGAAUGACUGUUUGCAGCUGUGAUUGGAUUCAGUGUUUACUUUGCUUUCAUUGCAGUCAUUGUCCACAAUAUAGACGCACUUCAAGCACUUCCAGUCACUUCCAACCCAUUAGCCAUAACUACCACUUAUUACCACCAUUUGGUCCAUCACUACGAGAGCUGAUAAUCGAUGGCUAAUCCCAACAAAUCCUUCAAACAAAGACGUUCUUUCGCCCAACGCAAACAAGACGUGGAAGAGAUCCGAAACCUUCACCCGAAUAAGAUCCCAGUAGUGAUCGAACGCUUUCAUGGAGAGAAACAGUUACCCCUUUUGGACAGAACUAAGUUCUUAGUUCCGGAUCACGUGUCCAUUGGAGAGCUCAUCAAAAUUAUCAGACGUCGCCUUCAAUUACAUCCAAAUCAGGCUUUCUUUCUGCUAAUAAACCAGAGAUCGAUAGCAGCCGUCUCUACCACUAUGGGAGAGAUCUAUGAGAGGGAAAGGGAUGAGGACGGCUUCCUGUAUGUGGUGUACGCCUCUCAGGAGGUGUUUGGUUGACACAAGUGUUUCACUCAU